AUGGGUAUUUUGGGCUUGUCGAAAUUAAUUGCGGAUAUAGCACCUCAAGCUGUGAAAGAAAUGGAAAUUAAAAAUUACUUUGGUCGCAAGGUGGCUAUUGAUGCAUCUAUGAGCUUAUACCAAUUCUUGAUAGCAGUUAGAAGCGAAGGUGCACAGUUAACAUCAGUUGAUGGUGAGACCACUUCACAUUUAAUGGGCACCUUUUACCGAACAAUCAGGCUAGUCGAGAAUGGCAUUAAGCCUGUGUAUGUUUUUGAUGGGAAACCUCCAGACAUGAAGUCCCAUCAGCUCAACAAACGUGCAGAGAGGAGAGAAGAGGCUGAGAAAGAAUUGCAAAAGGCUACUGAUGCAGGUGACCAAGCUUCCAUUGAAAAGUUUAAUCGGCGUCUUGUGAAGGUUACGAAACAGCAUAGUGAAGAGGCUAGGGAACUGCUCAAAUUGAUGGGUAUACCUGUUGUUGAAGCACCUUGUGAAGCAGAAGCACAGUGUGCUGCCUUGGUUAAAGCUGGCAAAGUGUAUGCAACAGCCACAGAAGAUAUGGACGCUCUGACUUUUGGUGCUAAUGUACUUUUGCGCCACUUGACAUUUUCCGAGGCACGCAAAAUGCCCGUACAGGAGUUUCAUCUGGACCAAGUACUAAAUGGACUCGAGCUCAACCAGAAUGAGUUCAUAGACCUGUGCAUCCUUCUGGGUUGUGACUACUGCGGCUCCAUCCGUGGCAUCGGACCUAAGAGAGCUAUCGAACUGAUAAAGCAACACCGCUCCAUGGAGGAAGUACUCCGUAACAUUGACACCAACAAGUACCAGCCUCCAGAGAACUGGGACUUCGAAAAUGCUAGGAGACUGUUCCUUGAGCCUGAGGUUAUGGAUCCUAAAGAUAUUGAGAUGAAAUGGACAGACCCCGACGAGGAAGGCCUGGUGAAAUUCCUAUGUGGUGACAAGCAGUUUAACGAAGAUCGCGUGCGGAAUGGAGCUAAAAAGCUCAUUAAGGCGAGAACCGGUACAACGCAAGGGAGACUAGAUGGCUUCUUUAAGGUGCUAUCAACCACACCGAAUCCCAAAAGAAAGGCAGAAGAAGAAAAGAAAAACGCAGCCAAUAAGAAAGCUAAGGCCGGCGGCGGUAGAGGAAGGAGGCCAAAGUAA
Messenger RNA from Parnassius mnemosyne (clouded apollo), 1143 nucleotides. The record is from the annotation of a GenBank genome assembly. NCBI's taxonomy places the organism in Eukaryota, Metazoa, Arthropoda, Insecta, Lepidoptera, Papilionidae.